Molecule: messenger RNA, 5258 nt
Organism: Sorex araneus (European shrew)
Lineage: Eukaryota; Metazoa; Chordata; Mammalia; Eulipotyphla; Soricidae
Gene: SPOCK3
Product: SPARC (osteonectin), cwcv and kazal like domains proteoglycan 3
Exons: 11
Coding region: 107-1456 (449 amino acids)
Molecular function (GO): calcium ion binding; protein binding
Source: RefSeq, a predicted model, not a curated record
UCUCAUUUCCCACGCCGGAGCCAUCGGCUUGCCCCUGCAAGGGGCAGCGGCGAGCGAGCGAGCGGGGGAGCGCGCGCCGCGUGAGCUGGCCGUGGGCGCGGGGAGGAUGCCCCCGGCGGCGAGCGGCGGGCGGGAGAGGCUCCCCGCCGGCACGGAGAUGCUCAAGGUGUCCGCCGUGCUGUGUGUGUGCGCGGCCGCCUGGUGCAGUCAGGCUCCGGCGGCGGCCGCGGCGGUGGCUGCGGCCGGGGGGCGAUCGGACGGCGGUAAUUUUCUGGAUGAUAAACAAUGGCUCACCACCAUCUCUCAGUAUGACAAGGAAGUGGGACAGUGGAACAAAUUCCGAGAUGAUGAUUAUUUCCGCACUUGGAACCCAGGAAAAGCCUUUGAUCAGGCUUUAGAUCCAGCUAAAGAUCCAUGCUUAAAGAUAAAAUGUAGUCGCCAUAAAGUAUGCAUUGCUCAAGAUUCUCAGACGGCUGCCUGCAUUAGUCACCGGAGGCUUACUCACAGUCUGAAAGAUGCAGGAGUGGUGCAUAAGCAAUGGAGAGGUUCCAUAUCGUCUCACUGCAAGCCAUGCCCAGUGGCCCAUGCCAGCCCUGUUUGUGGUUCAGAUGGUCAUAUCUACUCUUCACAGUGCAAACUAGAAUACCAGGCAUGUGUCUUAAGAAAACAGAUCUUGGUCAAAUGUGAAGGUCGUUGCCCGUGUCCUUCAGAUAAGUCCACAAGUACUAGAGCAAAUGUAAAGAGAGCUUGUAGUGACCUGGAGUUCAGAGAAGUGGCAAACAGAUUGCGGGAUUGGUUCAAAGCCCUCCAUGAAAGUGGAAGCCAAAACAAGAAAACGAAAACCUUGCUGAGGCCUGAGAGAAGCAGAUUUGAUACAAGUAUUUUGCCGAUUUGCAAGGAUUCUCUUGGUUGGAUGUUUAAUAGACUUGAUACAAACUAUGACUUGCUACUGGACCAGUCAGAACUUGGAAGCAUUUACCUUGAUAAGAAUGAACACUGUACCAAGGCAUUCUUCAAUUCUUGUGACACGUACAAAGACAGUUUAAUAUCUAACAAUGAAUGGUGCUACUGCUUCCAAAGACAGCAAGAUCCCCCAUGCCAGACGGAGCUCGGCAAUAUCCAGAAGCGGCAAGGGGUAAAGAAGCUCCUAGGGCAGUAUGUCCCCUUCUGUGACGAAGAUGGUUAUUACAAGCCAACACAGUGCCACGCCAGUGUGGGACAGUGCUGGUGUGUUGACAGAUAUGGAAAUGAAGUCAUGGGAUCCAGAACAAAUGGUGUUGCCAGUUGUGCUAUUGAAUUUGAAAUCUCUGGAGAUUUUGCAAGUGGAGACUUUCAUGAAUGGACUGAUGAUGAGGAUGAUGAAGAUGAUAUCAAUGAUGAAGAUGAAAUUGAGGAUGAUGAUGAAGAUGAAGGGGAUGAUGAUGAUGAUGGUGAUGACCAUGAUGGAUAUAUUUGAUUGUUGGGAGCUGAGAUCAAUAAAUUCUACUUUCUAUCAUUUGCAAAGUGAUAGCCUAUUGAUAAUUAUCUUCUUGCCCCUAACACAGUGAUUCUAAAACUUACGUAUAUUUUGUAUAAUUAUUUCAAAUACUGAAACUAAAGUAAUAGAACUCUGUUUAAAUAAAAAUCAUAUACUUUGAGUUUUUAUAUUCCUUAGAAUAAAAGAAAACACAUGUGGAGUCUAGCCAGCCAGCCAGAAGUUAUAAAGAGCCACUGAAAUAGACACACUUUCAUAAGUACAAACUAUAUAAAUUUCCCACAGAGGAAACAAACAGUGCUUGAGGUCAUUUGUAUUGUUUUACUAAGAACUAUUCCACGUUAAAUUUGCAUCAACUUCUUAGAGACUUGGCCCCAAGGACUUUAUAAAGAUAUGCAUGAUUUUAAUUACAAUUUCAAAGUAGCAUCUUGCAAAACCUACAGUGAGAUCAUGGCGACUGAGGGGAUACUGCAGGGUAAGGGGAAAAAAUAAUGGCAAUUGUAAAGUCCUCCAUCGUGUUUUCAUUAAUAGUGAUGUUUUUAGUUAUGAAAUCACCCUGAAUUUAUAGGAUAUUUUCUAAAAUGGUAAGUAUAUAAGACUAUGGUUUCUGAAAGUUGAAAAGAUAGUUGAAAUUUCUAAUUUUUAUUUUUAAUUGGAUGGCAAUCCCAUGUACAAUUCUUCGUUAUUCUUAAAUGCACGUUUUCUUUUAUCUUUGUAGGUUGUGUUUUAUCUCUUUCUGACCAGCAACUUAGGGUGCAGAGUUUAAAGUAGGAAAAAAAGAGCAAAAGGUUCAUUAAAAUAUUUUAACAAAAAGUUCGCCCUUUGCCCCAGUGUUAAAUUUAUUAAUCUUAAAUAUUAUUUUAUUUCCUAUUUUAGAUAAAAAUUUUGCACUUAAUCUUAGAAUUCUGCUAUUUUCAUUUUUAGUGUCAAAACUUAGAGAACGUAUUGUUAUGGUGCCUUGCAAAAUAGAAAUAGAAAGGUUUAGCAUGCAUACCAAUAUAGGAUAUUAGGCAAUAUAUAAGCACACCUACUUAACAAAUUAAUGCCAAUAAAGGUACUGCUGCUGGAAUGAAGAAAAUGGAAUAUGUUUAUAUCUCUUCUUUUCUAUCGUUACAUAAUUGCCAUGUGGACUUAUGAUUAUUGUGUAGAGUAGCAUUUAAAAUUUAACUGUAACAAAAAUUACUUUAUGUGUUAUAUUUAAGUUAGCAUGUUAAUUGGGUAAAGUUUUUGGCAUACCAUCACUUUUAAGUAUAUCAGACUUCUGAUUUUGUGCCCAGAAUCUAAAUGGAAAAACUGUUGAAUGUUAUACUUUGGUGUCUUAAGCAGUAAAUUGGUUUCUUGAUAUUCAGUUCAUUGAACAAAAAACUGGUAGAAUAUUUCCCUUUGAUUUAUUUUCACUAAAAAUAACCUUUAUUGUUGACUUUAUGUAAUACUUAAAGUAUAAUGCAUUUUCUUUUUUACUGUUUAUGUAUAGUUUACAAAAUAAAGAAUCUUGUAACCAAAUUAAACUGUACCUUAAUAAUUUUCUGAGCUACACAGUGUUCUUAAUCAAUAUGUGUGAUUUUUAAGGUGAAUGUACAACAAAGUUAGAAAGUUUUGAAAUUUUUUUAUUUUAAUAUCUUCAUAAUUGUUUGUUUUUUAAAAUUUUAUUUGGCAUAAUAUUAAAAAUGAUAUUUUGUUUUUGAGGAUAAUAUUUUAUAACCUAUUUUGUAGUAUCAUCAUCAUCAUCAUCAUUAUCCCAUUGAUCGUCAAAUUUCUCAAGUGGUCUCAAUAACGUCUCCAUUCCUCCUAGCCCUGAGAUUUUAGAAGCCUCUCUUUACACGUCCUUUCCAAUGGUGCUGCAUUGGAGGCUCUUUCAGGGUCAAGGGAAUGAGACAUCAUUGUUACUGGUUUUGGCAUAUCAUAGUCCACAUAUUUAGCUAAAUAUCUAUUUUGAAGAGUAAUCUACUGUUAUUUAAUUAUAUAUAUAGGAGUCACAAAGUAUAAGAUGGAGGUGAAUUAAGCAUAAAAAAUGUAGCUGUAGCAAUUAAUGAAAAACUAGUUCUAAAUAGAAGAGAGGAAGUGAACUUGAAGUUCAAAUCAAAUAUGAUGUUCUUGAAGUUACUUUUUUUAAAAAAGUAUUCCUUCAGGUACUAUAAAAGAAAUCAAUUAUAUAGAAAAUAUAAAGUUAAAAUAUUCAUAAUAUUAAAUUAAUAUUACAUAUAUUUAACAUGUAUUUACAUACAACAUAUAUUUUUAUGUGUGUAUAUAUAAUUGUACUUGUGAUAUAUGGUUGGUCUUUAUCAUUUAUGUCAUUUGAGGAUACUGAUCAAUGGUUAGUUACUCUGAAAUAUAUAUAUUAAACAACUAAUAUAACCCAGCAUUAAUCUUAGCAUUUUGACAUACUAGUGAACAAAAUAAUUAUGAAGUUAAUAUCCUAACAUGGAAUAUAAGCAGUAAAUUUAUACUAGCAAAUGACAUGACUUAAUUGCAUUCACCAAUGGGAGGUGGAAAAUCAGUUCAAUACUGGAUUUAACAUCAAUAAAUAAAUGUUUUAGAACUCUCAAAAAGAGUCCCUUUUAAAAAUCAAACAAGGUACUAUUUUUAUUAAAGAGAGCUAAAAUUCUUCUGUAGCAUUCUAUUCUGUCUUAAUCAAAUUCUAAUGAGUGUUUAAGGGUAUACUAUGGGGCAUAAUUUAAAUCCUGUUUCUAAUGUUAUUACAGGGAGCAAACAGAGUUUCAAGUUAAAAGAUAUAACACAUUCUGAAUCAAAAAUUAAAAUUUCAACUUGCUAAUGAAAAGGAUUGGGAACAUUAAAAAAUUAAAUGUCUCUGUGAUAUCAAAUCUGAGGUGGAAAUUUAUUAAUAACUUUUGUUCAUCAAGUAUUAUAAUUUAGUUAUGCUAUAAAAUGUUAGUGAGGACACAGGUCAAUUAAAAAUAAACAUGAUACAGUAUGGGGGGAACCCCAUAUUUCUUUUCUUUAUAUACAAAGUGAGCAAUGGAAAAUAGAUGAUCUAGCAUCUGUCCCUAGAAGGCAGGCUUGAAUGGUGGUGUUGAAUAUCCAAGCAAAAUAUAAUGCCCAAAAUUAUAGAGAGAGCCCCAGAGGCAGACAAGCCAAGUUUGGAACCCAGUGGCUUCUUGCAGAAAUGCCUCUAGACUGUGAACUAAGCUAUGGCUUCAUGCCGCCCCGGGAGGGGGAAGGUUUUUGUCCCUCAGCCUUACCUUUUGGCGGCAGUGGCAUGGCCACAGCCAUUAUUCAGAGCCCACUGGACGGAGGUACGUGUUUGCAGUGAUGGGUUCGAGGAGAAAUCUCGAGAUGGGGGUGGUAGUACCGGCGCUGUUCCUCGCCCAGAGGAGACCCUGAGCAUCAGCCCACAAACAGCUCCUCCACUCCUGAAUGGCCAUCAUCCCAGAGGCACACAAACCAAUUUCAGAACCCAGCAGCUUCUGGCAGAAAUCACUCUGGACUUAAUUACUAAAAUACCAGAAAUCCAAAAUCAUAUAUCCUUCAUUACUAGCAAUAGAAAACAAAUUAUCAAAUGAUGCCUUUUCGGCAGGUUGAUUGUUGGAGGAAAAUUCCAAAUAAUAAUAGUGGUUUUUCUGUCCAAACAUUGGAUUUAAUCAAAGUAAAGAGAGAGUAAAGUGAAAAUUAGUAAAGGGAGGUGGGGUGGGGGAUAUACUGGGGUUCUGGUGGUGGAACAUGUGCACUGGUGGAGGAACAGGUGUUUGAUCAUUGUAUGACUGAGACUUAAACCUGAAAGCUUUGUAACUGUUUUCACGUGAUUCAAUAAAAUAAUUUUUAAAAA